AUUUAGAGACCAUUGUUUUAUUUCCGGUGUAAAAUUAUGACCACGUAAUCUUUAUUUAAUCGAUUUGACUCUUACUUUCACAAUGGGUGAUGCUCCUCAAGAAAAUCAAGAACAAGAGCCACCAGUAAAUCGUAAUCCAGAGUUCGUGACAGAAACAUUUUCGUCUGUGAUAGAAUUUCUGCAGCAAUAUGGCUGGUUUGUUUUAUUUGGUAUUGUGGUUCUGAUUUAUAUAAAGGUAAAGUUAGAUCCUCAUAUCAGAAGAGUAAAGAAGAAAGCUGAAGAUGUGAUAGAACAAAAGAAAUUUGAUCCAGAUGUGGCACAGAGACGUCUGGAACAGAUGGAAAGAUCCAGGCAGAGAUUACAAGAACAGCAUGAUGCUGAAGCAGCUAGAUAUGCUGAAAAGCAGAGAAUUAAAGAGGAAGAAAAAAGAAAACUAAAAAUAGAAGAUUGGGAAAAUCACCAACAAGGAAAGGGUUACAGAUCUAAAGUUAAACCAAAAGAAGAACAAGAAGUAAACAAACCUUCUAAACCGAAGCCAAGAUUAAGAACAAAUGAUUAUAGUCCAUUAAUGGGAGACAAUGGUGGUUCAUCAUUUAGACCACCAAGGAGGAGUGGUGGAGGAGGAUGAGGUUAAUUUGUGUAUCCUGUAACUAUGGCAAUGAGUUGUCCAGUUGAUUUAUUGGGACUUUUUGCCACCAAGGAUACACACUUUUAAUAAACCUGAUCCUGUCUUUUAUUCAGUUUAUAUAACACAUUUCUCAUAAUAUUUCCAAUAAUGCAGUUGUACACUCGUCUUACUAUUUAAGGCUUAUCGAGUUAUUAGCAUAGUUGACACGGUUAUGUCAAUGACAAACUAUAUUUUAGAUUCCAUAAGUUAUUUAUGGUUCGUAUGUAAUCAGUGUUUUGAUAAUUUAUGGUUCUGAUGUAAUCAAGUCUUUCUUUGUUACAGUCUUUAAACAGAAAGACCAUUGUGUGAUUUGUAAAGUUAAAAAAACAAGAUCUAAGUAAUUAAAAAACAAUAAAAUCUAAUGAAAAAUGUUCAAUCAAAAUGUUGUUCAGGAUUUCGAACAGACUGUAAUUUAAAUGGUUAAAUUUUGCUGUUCAUACUUUUAAAAAUUUAAACAUAUUAUUUGUAUAAAGAUUUAAUAUUUUUUUAAUUCAGAUGUUUUAAGUAAACACAAAUUUCUAUGUAUUUCCGUUUUUUAUAAGUUGUGGUGUGAUAAUUCCACUCACUGCACUCGGAUGGAAAGAUACAUUAUAUGCAUUCAUCUUUUUUAUGUUGAUUUAACUUCAAUUACUAUCAUUUAGAUAGGCAGUUGAAUCUCAGCUUUGGCCAUUUAGAUUACAAGUAGUUCAUUUAGUGAUUGUUACGCAUGAUAAUAUCUGUGUAUUCAUAUUCUGAUUAAAAAAGAGGAUCACUGUCUGGUAUACAGUAUUUAACAUUGAUUUCAAUAAUAUUUAUAUGUGUCCAUUUGAAUUGUAAGGUAUAGAUUAUCAGUUGAAUGUGUGAUUCAUUUGUAAGUUUAUUAUAAGAUUGUACAUGAAUUUAAGCUGUAUGUAUGUGUUAUACCUCAUGAUUGAAUGUGGAUGUCAUAAAUAUUUUGAAUUUUAUGACAAUUGUUCUGUAAAGAUAAACUUUGUCUGGGAACAGUUUGAAACAAUGAUAAUACUGUGUACAAUUGUUUUGAGUAAGAAUAGUCACGGUUUUAAAUAUUUAUUGAUUUUGUUAUCAAAAUGGUUUUUAACCUACUUACUUGAAUUUUAGAUAAAAAAUUAUAAAAA
Molecule: messenger RNA, 1782 nt
Organism: Mytilus californianus (California mussel)
Lineage: Eukaryota; Metazoa; Mollusca; Bivalvia; Mytilida; Mytilidae
Product: selenoprotein S-like
Exons: 6
Coding region: 83-628 (181 amino acids)
Biological process (GO): retrograde protein transport, ER to cytosol; endoplasmic reticulum unfolded protein response
Cellular component (GO): endoplasmic reticulum membrane; Derlin-1-VIMP complex; Derlin-1 retrotranslocation complex
Source: RefSeq, a predicted model, not a curated record